GUUCACACGGAAAGUGUAUUGGUGUGAGCUUAUGCUGUGAUCGAAAGGGGUACCCCGCCCCUUUUCUACAAUAAACUUAACAUGUGUUAAAAGUUUAUAAUAAAUUAGCGCUGUUAAAAGUGUCAUUAUUUUCUAUUUUUACACGUAAAUAAUGUAGUAUGUAGAUAAGCUCUGUUUAACUUCCAAAUAUGGCUUUACCGAGGGUUGAUAAAAGAAACAGUAAAAGAAAAUGUUUUUGGUGCAUAAAAGCUGUCAAGUGGAUCCCAGUUUUAUUUAUUGUGACAAUUAUUGUGUGGUCUUAUUACGCCUAUGUAGUACAACUAUGUAUAGUUACCGUAGAAUCUACCGUCAAUCAAAUUAUAUAUCUCAUUAUCUAUCACAUAACGCUUAUUAUGUUUUGUUGGGCGUAUUGGAAGACUAUUUUCACUGACAUAGGAAAAGUACCUGACAAGUUUCAUUUGCCGGAUAGUGAGUAUGAGAGACUGAUGCAUGCCGAAAACGAAGAGAUGCAACGGCAUAUUUUAGAGACUUUCUCUAGAGAAUUACCAAAUACUAAUUGUACUAUUAAUGGAACGGUGAGAUAUUGCGAAGAGUGUAGAAAUAUCAAGCCGGAUAGGGCUCAUCACUGUUCCGUUUGUGGUGAAUGUGUACUGAAGAUGGACCAUCACUGUCCGUGGGUUAACAAUUGCGUUUGCUUCACAAAUUAUAAGUUUUUUAUAUUAUUUCUCGCUUACUCCCUAAUUUACUGUAUAUAUGUAUCUUUGACGUCCCUGCAAUAUUUCAUCGCAUUUUGGAAGGGCGACCUGGAAGGAAUGGGAAAGUUUCACAUAUUGUUUCUAUUUUUUGUCGCUUUGAUGUUUGCUGUUAGUUUAGUAUCCCUAUUCGGUUACCACUGUUAUUUAGUAAUUUACAAUCGUACCACAUUAGAAGCAUUUCGACCUGCAAUCUUUCGUACAGGACCCGACAAGAACGGUUUCGGCCUCGGAGUUUAUAACAAUUUUUUGGAAGUAUUCGGCAAUGAUUCUAAAAAAUGGUUUCUGCCUGUCAGUUCCAGUUUGGGUGAUGGUGUGACGUACCCUGUGCAAAGUCAGCAUCAGCCAAGGUUCUAUCAUUCAAUGGAUUCCACGCAAAACAGCUUGGGUGACGGCUAUACAUUUCCACAGAGGCAUAUGGACGAAGAUGCUGAACACUUACUAAUUGAUAGCCGACACUUGGACGAAGAAACAUUUUCAGUUCCCUAACAAAUUGGACUUAUUCGCAGUCAUUUGCGAUCGGGCAACUGCAGAAGUACAUGACUUAUAGUAUAAGUUUCUUAUUAGCACAAGUUUCGUUUUUCACUAUUUAUGUUACAUUUUUAGAAAAAUAGAUUUUUACAAAUA
This is a messenger RNA of Photinus pyralis (common eastern firefly), 1379 nucleotides long. RefSeq names its product palmitoyltransferase ZDHHC15B. Gene Ontology annotation, biological process: peptidyl-L-cysteine S-palmitoylation; synaptic vesicle maturation; protein targeting to membrane. Gene Ontology annotation, molecular function: protein-cysteine S-palmitoyltransferase activity. Lineage: Eukaryota; Metazoa; Arthropoda; Insecta; Coleoptera; Lampyridae. The record is from RefSeq and is a predicted model, not a curated record. The coding region runs from base 189 to 1241 and encodes 350 amino acids. Gene Ontology annotation, cellular component: Golgi apparatus; endoplasmic reticulum. The transcript has 7 exons.